AUCGCCGUCAUUUUAUAGGUGAAGGGUCACCGAGCGCGACCUGAAGGGCGCCCCGCCCCCCGGCGUCUGCGGCCCCCCGACGUCACCAUGUGGCCCGGCGCGCGCCGCCAGUCCGCUGCGGCUCACUGACAGUUUCAUUCGCUCGUGUGGUUCUGACUCACUUACCCUCCGAAUUAAGUUACGUAUUUAAAAAAAUCUUUUAGCAAAGAGAGGGGGAAUCAGUCUCAGUCUGCAGGUAGUUUUUCUAGUUGUUUAAUGUAACCUGUCCGGGGGGAGACGGCAUUAAGAUGCGUGCGCGAUCGGGCACUUUGAGUGCGUGAAACGGAACGUCGCGGUGCCGAGAUCGCUUUUGUGACCGCGGCCAGCGGCCCCCGUUUGUCCGGGAAACUGGCAGAGGCGCAGCAGCUGACUUGGAACGACUCGCUGCGAUAUUUUUCCACCGUGGCUGCGCCAGCAAGCCCGACCUAAAAGGGGGUAUUGCUGGGACUCCAUGCAGAUAACCGUGCUCGUCUUGCUACGCUUAAUACACCGACUCAGGCUGUCUGGACGCGCUUCUCCCCGUCACGCUGAAGUUUACCGGGGAUUUUUAAGCACAUGAUGUACACAAUAACCAGAGGUCCCAGUAAACUUGUUACACAACGGAGAACAGGUCCGACGACGCAGCAAAUUGAAAAUAAAGCAAGCGACUUUAAGCACAAACAGACACCCUGGACUGUAGCAAAUUCUCCUGCUCCAAAGCUUGUGUUCAACCGGCUGAACGGCAAACGGUACCACGCAGCGCCCCCCCCACAAGUCGACUCUCAACCAGAAGGUUUCACUCCAGCCCACGAAGAGAAUGUCAAGUUUGUGUAUGAAGAGUGGCAGCAGGUGGAGCAGCGGUUGGCGGACGGCACCCAGACAGAUGGAGGCCAAGGUCCAGUCCAGUACUCCGAGAAGACGCCCAACCCUGGCAUGAAGAACUUCGUCCCCAUCGACCUGGAGGAGUGGUGGGCACAGCGUUUCCUGGCCAACAUCGUUAACCUGUCGUGAUGGGAGAAGCCCGGUUAAUGACCAAGGAGCCACGUGGAUCUGAGUGGGAUGUGGGUGGGUUUGGCGUUAAGGAGAGAGCAGCCAGUGCUCGCCUUCAGCCUGGGUGGGCAGCGUGAGAGUCUGCCAACGGCUCUGCCACCCCUGCCCUAAUAUCUCUCCAGUGUGCCAGACCGAGGUAUGAAGACCUCUUUCUUUCUUUGUUAAAGAAAAUGAAAAAAAAAAAACAUGUUGUGUGUAGAGACCACAAGUCUGUGUUACUUGCCUGGUAUUUGCAUAAAACAAGAAAAAGAAAAUAAAAAUGGAAAAUGUAUUUUCAGGACA
Messenger RNA from Paramormyrops kingsleyae, 1350 nucleotides. RefSeq names its product MAPK regulated corepressor interacting protein 2 (gene mcrip2). The record is from RefSeq and is a predicted model, not a curated record. Lineage: Eukaryota; Metazoa; Chordata; Actinopteri; Osteoglossiformes; Mormyridae.